AAAUAGGUAUAAGUUUGGCAUCAUUUUUUUGCUUCUCCGAAAAGUGAAAGUUGGAACUUUUCUUUUGAAAAUGACGGAAGUUAUGGAAGCUCUCAGCCCCAGUAUUUCGACAGAAGGGGGGCUGGAUUCAAUAGACGGGGGUGAUACAUCUUGCUGUAAAAUCACAGCCCUCCCUAAUCCAGUGGCUUUCGACAGUGGACUGAUCGGCCUGCCUGACUAUGCUGCUAAAAGACUUAUUCAGAGGAAGAGGCGUGGCGCGAAUGAUCAACAGCAAAACCGAGUGAGUGGAAUGAGUGGAGUGACCUCAGUAGCCUCCAGUGUCACCAACCUGGAGAGCAUCGCAUCCAGCCACGAACAGGAGCAACAAAACAAAAUGGUUCAGUUCGUCGACGAAUUCUCCUCGCCUUUCUCUUUCUUCCCACAAAACGGGUUCUCCUUCUUCAGCUUCACAUGCGAAAAAGACAAGUCGCCCGCGCCUUCCAACACAUUAACUAAUAAACAAUCAGAAGGGAGUGGAAACAAUGGGGAAGUGAAAGAGUCGAAAAAUGAGGGGGACGAAGAGAGGGUUGUGAAGUUAUCGGAUAUGAAAAAAAGAGUUAUCGAGGAGGCCAGGAAUCGAAAGCAGGACCCUGUCGCUUGGGAAGAUGUGAAGAAACGGGUGAGCAGACCAGCCCUGAGAGCCCAGAGCAGACUGAACAUCCACUUAGUGUCUCCUUCCUCUGCCCACUCCCACACUAGUCUGAACCACUCCAACUCCACUUCCUCUUCUCCUGCUCUGAGCAGACAUCCCAAUAGUUUGAGUGUGGCGCCACAACAGAUGACAACAGCGGGGGGCAAUGGUGGAAAAACGUCUCCGAUGUUGAGGGCUAGAUUGUCAACUGCAAGUACCAUUGUGUCCAAAACAGCAUCAAUAGAAGCGUCAAGCAGCAUCUCGACUAAUUCCUCGGCAUCUUUUAAGUCACAGAAGCCACUUCUAUCGGGUAAACAACUCAAAGACAAAACGAGCAUGCUUAACGAAAGCAACGAAAGGUCUCCGAUUAGGCUGAAUAACAAAGGGUCGGCUAAGUGUGAUUCGGCUUUGACACUUACAAGUGACAUUGAAACUGAUCAUGAUUCAACUGGAGCAACUAGCUUUCAUCCGAUUGUAAAAUUAGCAGAAUCAGCAAAUAUCGAGAAGCCUGAAAUUCCAAUGGUGCAAUCUAACGACGUUACUAUCGCAGAAGAAACUGGAACAUGCACUAGUAGUAAUAGUGUUACUGAUGAACAAGUUAGUAAAGUAUCGUCUGGUAAUAAUGAAACUAUUGCUCCUCAAUUGACGAUUUCAGAAGAGCUGGGUGAACAGAAAGUGGGAGGUGCCACAAGUUUCGAGUUUCUCCUCGAUUGGUGAAAAAACGAGUGUCGUCCUUGAAAAAACGAGUUCGAUUUAUUGAAUGUUUAUGAGUUCGUUCAAAUGAAAAGUUUGCAUUAUUUCAUUUGCACUGUGCAGUUAACUUUUUUCGUAUCCAUUCAUGCCAGUUUCCUAAUUUAUUUUCAAUGAUAUUUAUUACACAAAUUUCCCCCAGGUGCUCAUUUCAUGCCGGGUGUUACUGUUUUGUAGAAAAACCAUAAUCGACAAAUUAAAUUA
Messenger RNA from Symsagittifera roscoffensis, 1624 nucleotides. RefSeq lists its product as uncharacterized. The transcript is spliced from 6 exons. Bases 71 to 1387 code for a protein of 438 amino acids. The record is from RefSeq and is a predicted model, not a curated record. NCBI's taxonomy places the organism in Eukaryota, Metazoa, Xenacoelomorpha, Acoela, Convolutidae.